GGGCCGGCCCGCCCGCCGCCGCAGUGACAGCUCCGCCCGGUGCCCGUCAGGCCCUGCCCAGCCGAGCCGCGCAGCGGGAGCGGGGCGGACCGGCCAUGGCCGACGACUUCGGCUUCUUUUCCUCUUCUGAGGCGGCCGGCGCCGAGGAGGACCCGGCCGCCGCUUUCCUGGCCCAACAGGAGAGCGAGAUCGCGGGCAUCGAGAACGACGAGGGCUUCGGGCCGACCGACGGCGAGUCGGCCACCGCCCCGACCGGGCAGGCGGCCCAGCCGGAACCGGCUGGUUUCCAGAAUGGAGGAACCACCGUCAAUGGAGAUGUCUUCCAGGAGUCCAAUGGCCCCACCGAUGCCUACGCAGCCAUAGCCAAGGCUGACCGGCUGACCCAGGAACCUGAGAGCAUCCGCAAGUGGAGGGAGGAGCAGAAGAAGCGCCUGGAGGAGCUAGAUGCAGCAUCAAAGGUAACUGAGCAGGAAUGGCGUGAGAAGGCCAAGAAGGACCUGGAGGAGUGGAACCUGCGUCAGAAUGAGCAGAUGGAGAAGAACCGAGCAAACAACAGGAUCGCUGACAAAGCCUUUUACCAGCAGCCGGACGCCGAUGUGAUCGGUUAUGUGGCCUCGGAAGAAGCAUUCCUGAAGGAGUCCAAGGAGGAAACCCCUGGCUCCGAAUGGGAGAAGGUGGCCCAGCUCUGCGAUUUCAAUCCCAAGAGCAGCAAGCAGAGCAAGGAUGUCUCGCGGAUGCGCUCGGUGCUCAUCUCCCUCAAACAGACACCCCUGUCCCGUUAGCUGCUGCCUGGCACAGCUGGAGCACAGCCAGGCAGGGCUGGGCUCACAGAGCCCAAAGAGGGGCCUCAUCCUGCCUGCUCCCGUCUGUGCACCUCUGCUGUGCUCGAGUCACUGGUUGUAACUCUCCCCAUGGUUUUCCUUUGCUUAAAAGGUGCAUCGGUCUCUUUUUACACCUAUUUAUUACACUGUGGCAUUUCCCCGGGAAGCGACACUGGGUGGCAGAGCUGAGUUACAGCGGGGGAGCCCGCAGUCUGGGCUGAGCUUGUGCCCAGAGGCCUGGCUGAGUGAGAGGGGGAACAUCUCCCUGGUGUUCCCCGCCUCACCCCUGCACUGGCAAUAAACCCACCUGCGGCUCUCCUGGAGCAACUCCCGGCAUGGCAGCCCUGUGUCUGACCCUGGGACCCAGGCAGUGAUCCCAGUGGGACUCGGGGGUUGUCACCUGCCUUUCCCAGGGGUUUAAAGCAGAGCUGGUGUGGGAAGGUGGAGGAACAGCCCUUACUCAGCUCUGCACUGCUAAGUCCUGCAGGAGCGUGGCUGCACCGUGAUGCUGCUGGGCUGAGGAAUCUGAGUGCAGACACCCAGGCUGGGCCGGGAAGGCCCCAAGCCCAGCAGAACCCUCCCCAGCCUGGCUCUGUGUCACAAAAAGCUGGUGGGGCUCCAAGCAGCAGUUGCAGUGUCCGUGUCCCAUCCAUCCUGUGGGGUUGCUGGUGCCAGUUUGAGGUGGUGCAGGGCACUGGGAUGGGGCCAUGGGGUGAGCGUAUGGGAUGUUUUCUGCCUCUCCAGCAAAGCAACCAGCAGUUGGGAAUAUGGGUGCCAGGCUUUGGGACCCUUGGCUCUGCUCCUUCCCCUGGUACUGGGAUGGGAGAUGGAGGCUGUGCGGUUGCAGGGAAGGAGGUAGGAAGGUUGAACCCCCCACUUCCCUAAUCCAGUGACCCAGAGCAGGACUGGGCAGAGUUCUGGUGCUUUUGCCUGUACUGUCCCUGGAGAACAACCUGCACAUCUGCCUGCAGCUACUCUGUGGCUUCUCUUUGGCCCCUGCUGGAUUUAUACACCUAAGGCAGCGUGGGGAGAUGCCUCAGUCCCACUCCCCACCCCACAAGACACUUUCCAGCCCGAACACCCAGUUUCUCUCUCUGCUUGGCAGGGCCAGCACCAGCCCCUCCAGCUUGGAGGCCCAGUUCUGGAAACCUGCACAACUCCCGGCUAGCAGGAGAGGGACAGACCUGUGACAUGGAGCAGAGCCCACAAAACAUUUGCUUGAGCAUCACUGCAGAGCCCUGUCAGCCAAACAGCAAGUACACAAAGCUCUCCUGCCCUGCAGCUAUGGAGUCAGGAAGGGCACCCCUGGCUCAGGGGCACAGGCUCAGCAGUGAGCUGGGAAGGGGAAUGGGUGUGUGGGGAGUCACUUGGGUGUCACUAUGUGCUGGGAUUGUGCCCCUUGUCUAUAGGGCUGUUGCUCCUACUCUGUCCCACUGUACUCCAGCAUGCAUAGGCAGCUCUGCUGUGCAGGAUGGACACGGGUACAGGGUAUCUUGGGGGCUGGCUGUCUGCCUCUCACUGCAGAGCAGAGGGAAAUGAAGCAGUCUCCCUGCUGUGCUCUGUCCCACCAGCCCCCCCGACAGCUGUACCCCCAUGUCAAGCAGGGCAGCCAGCUCCCGGGGAGCCAUGCCCACAGCUCUUCUACAUCCCCCUGGCUUGGUAUCUGUGACUGUUCGAAUUACCUGUUACAAUAAACCCACAUCUCCAGUCCUA
This is a messenger RNA of Pezoporus occidentalis (night parrot), 2534 nucleotides long. RefSeq names its product clathrin light chain B (gene CLTB). Gene Ontology annotation, molecular function: clathrin heavy chain binding; structural molecule activity. Gene Ontology annotation, biological process: intracellular protein transport; clathrin-dependent endocytosis. Gene Ontology annotation, cellular component: plasma membrane; synaptic vesicle membrane; clathrin coat of coated pit. Lineage: Eukaryota; Metazoa; Chordata; Aves; Psittaciformes; Psittacidae. The coding region runs from base 96 to 782 and encodes 228 amino acids. The record is from RefSeq and is a predicted model, not a curated record. The transcript is spliced from 6 exons.